AUGUAUUCUCUGAUAAUCCAUGGAAGAAGGUUAGUCGAUUUGCAGAAAUGUCGUAAUCUGAGAGCUUUAGUGAACCCUUUUCAAAAUGUGUUUGCUUUAUCCAAUUCGUUCUCCUCUGUUUCUGCUACUGCUGCUGCUGAAAUUAGUCUUAGAGAUGGUCGAAAAGAGAAGACUUUCACAGUCUCUUACCUCGUUGAUUCAUUGGGUUUAACCACAAAGCUCGCAGAAUCGAUCUCCAGGAAAGUCAGUUUUCAAGAGAAAGUGAAUCCUGAUUCUGUUCUGAGACUUCUUAGAAGCCAUGGAUUCACAGAUCCUCAGAUCUCCACCAUCAUUACGAGUUACCCUGGAUUGCUUAUAGUAGAUGCUGAGAAAUCACUUGCUCCCAAGCUUAAGUUUUUGCAGUCAAGAGGAACUUUAAGGUCUGAGCUCACUGAGGUUCUUACAAAAGUUCCAAAAAUCUUGGCAAUGAAAAAGGACAAAGCUACAAGCGUAUACUACGAUUUCGUCAAAGAGAUAAUCAAAGCUGAUAAGAGCUCAAAGUUCGAAACUUUAUGUCAUCCUUCUUUGACACAAGGUAGUCCACAAGAGAACAUAAUCAGAAAUGUAUUGGCUUUGAGAGAGUUAGGUGUUCCUCAGAAGCUGUUUCUCCCUUUGCUCAUCUCCAGGGACCAACCAGUCUGUGGGAAAGAGAGAUUUGAAGAAUCACUCAAGAAGGUUGUUGAGAUGGGUUUUGAUCCGAGUUCUUCAAGGUUCGUCGAAGCCCUACGCGUCGUUCAAAGAGUGAGCAAGAAGGCAAUAGAAGAGAAAGUCCAAGUCUAUGAAAGGUUAGGCUUUGGUGUGGAUGAUGUGUGGGCGAUGUUCAAGAAAUGGCCACUCUCUCUGGCACUCUCGGAGAAGAACAUAUCCAGCUCCAUGGAGACAUUUCUAGGGUUAGGAUUCAGCAGAGACGAGUUCACGAUGAUGGUCAAGAGCCAGCCUCAGUGCAUUGGAUAUUCUUCGGAGAUGGUGAAGAAGAAGACUGAGUUUCUUGUGAAGGAGAUGAAUUGGCCGUUAAAGGCUGUGGUUUCAACACCUGCAGUGCUUGGUUACAGCUUGGAGAAGAGGACUGUCCCGAGGUGUAACGUAAUUCAAGCUCUCAUGGCGAAAGGAUUGCUCGGAAGCAAACUCCCUCCAAUGUCGUUUGUGUUGGCGAUAAAGAAUGAAGCUUUCUUAGAUAAGUAUGUGAGGAAGCACGUUGACAAGGAGCUUGUGGCUGAUCUGAUGGGAAUUUUCACCGCAAAGACGAGCAAGAAACAGAGUUCGUAG
Molecule: messenger RNA, 1305 nt
Organism: Microthlaspi erraticum
Lineage: Eukaryota; Viridiplantae; Streptophyta; Magnoliopsida; Brassicales; Brassicaceae
Source: the annotation of a GenBank genome assembly